Messenger RNA from Aureobasidium vineae, 1689 nucleotides. The record is from the annotation of a GenBank genome assembly. NCBI's taxonomy places the organism in Eukaryota, Fungi, Ascomycota, Dothideomycetes, Dothideales, Saccotheciaceae.
AUGGGUCUCUUCUCCAAGCGUACUGAGACCGAGGCCAUGACCGCUGGUCAGGUCGAGUCGACCGCUGGCAACCAUGAGCUUCCUGCNCCUGCCGGCAAGGUCACUUUCAUGGCCAUCUUCAUGGGUCUCGUUGCCUCUAUCGGUGGUUUCAUGUUCGGUUAUGCUUCUGGUCAAAUCUCUGGUAUGUCUAAAGCUCCUUCAAAGUUCCCCAAGCUCCUUGCUAAUAUCUCUCAAGGUUACUGGCAAAUGUCCGACUUCCUUCGCCGUUUCGGUCAACAGAACCCCGAUGGUACAUACUACUUCAGCGCUUACCGCCAGGGUGCCAUCACUGCUCUUCUCUGUGGUGGUGCCGCCGUCGGUUCCCUCAUCGCUGGUAGACUUGCCGAUGUCAUUGGCCGCAAGUUCUGUAUCUCGCUCUUCGCUUUCUGGACUGCCAUCGGUGUUGUUAUCGAGAUUUCGUCCAUGAACUCCUGGGGCCAAUUCGCCGCCGGUCGUUUCGUCGACGGUAUCGGUAUCGGUGCUCUCUCCGUCGUCGUCCCCAUGUACCAGGGAGAGUCCGCCCCUCGUGUCAUUCGUGGUGUCCUUAUCGCUUGCUACCAGCUUUUCGUCACCCUCGGUAUCUGGACUUCUUACAUGAUUGACUUCGGCACCCACGACGCCUACUCCAACAGCGCUCAGUGGAGAAUCCCCGAGGGUAUCUCUUUCCUCUGGGCCUUCGUCCUUGGUGUUGGUAUCCUCUUCCUUCCCGAGUCUCCCCGUUUCGCCUACCGUGCCGGUCGUGAGGACGAGGCUCGCAACACCAUCGCCCGCUACGCCGGUAUUGACCCUGAGCACAAGGAGGUCAGCGACCAGAUCAGCGACAUCCGUGUCAAGCUCGAUGAGGAGAACGCUGCCGUCGGUGCCAAGUGGUACGAGUGCUUCACUGGUCCCCGCAUGGCUUACCGUACUAUCCUCGGUAUGACUCUCCAGGCUGGCCAGCAGCUUACCGGUGCCAAUUUCUUCUUUUACUAUGGUACAACCAUCUUCCAGGCCACUGGUCUCAGCGACUCCUACGUCACCCAGAUCAUCCUUGGUACUGUCAACGUUGUCUGCACUUUCGGUGGUCUCUACGUUGUUGCCAAGUGUGGUCGCCGCAAGGCUCUCAUUGUUGGUGCUCUCUGGGCCUUCGUCUGCUUCAUGAUCUACGCCUUCGUCGGUUACUUCAAGCUCCCUCCUUUCGCCAAGGAGAACAACCAGGCUGCCGGAAGUGUUCUGAUCGUCUUCACCUGCUUGUUCAUCGUCUCGUUCGCCACCACCUGGGGACCCCUUGUCUGGGCCGUCGUUGCUGAGCUGUACCCUGCCCGCUACCGCGCCACCUGCAUGGGUCUCGCCACUGCCUCCAACUGGAUCUGGAACUUCUUGAUCUCGCUCUUCUCCACCGUCAUCGUCGACGACAUUCACUGGUUCUUCGGUCUUGUCUUCGGUGGCUGCUGUCUUGGUCUUGCCGCCAUUGUCUACUUCUUCGUCAUCGAGUCCAAGGACCGUUCGCUCGAGGAGAUCGACACCAUGUACAUCCUCCACGUCAACCCUAUCACCUCCUCCAAGUGGGACGGUUCCAAGGUCCCCGAGGAUGCCUACGCCUCUGGUGUCGCCGAGCAGGGCAAUGUCCCUGUCUCCCGCAUUGCCUCCAAGGCUGAGGAGGAGAAGUAA